This is a messenger RNA of Diospyros lotus (date-plum), 6009 nucleotides long. RefSeq lists its product as uncharacterized. Bases 241 to 5505 code for a protein of 1754 amino acids. The record is from RefSeq and is a predicted model, not a curated record. The transcript is spliced from 10 exons. NCBI's taxonomy places the organism in Eukaryota, Viridiplantae, Streptophyta, Magnoliopsida, Ericales, Ebenaceae.
UCCGCACUAUCUCGAUCACUUUAUCUUUCCUCUGCAACACAUCAGCGCCCCCCCUUCCCCCCUCCCUCUUUGUCCGCCUCUCCGUCUGCAGCUCCAUUCCCGUCGCCGAUUCAGCUCUGGAAAGAUUGGACUCAGAAUUCAGCGGUGGACCUCUCGACAUCCGUGUUGGUGCUGUGAGGUGGCUAUAUUGUUGUUUGAGUGACGCUUAAUAAUCCAUAAGAGUAUUGUGUUGGAUUAUCUAUGCCUGGCAACAACAUUGGAGACAGGGUUCACAAUUUCUUUGCUCAGGAUAACUUGCCCGAGGUCCAGCGUAGUUCUCUGGUUGUUGAUGGAAGCUGGCCAGAGUUAGGAAACAAUUUACCUACAGGAAGCCACAGACACAUUAGUUUACCAAGUUCUAAUUCAAAAAGUUACAUUCUACAGCAAUCAGUGUUGCAUGGCUUGAACUCUGCAGAGCCAACUCUGGAGAAAAGUCAGUCUCAAAGUGAGCUGCUGAAUUUGAAUGGCUAUAUGCAUGGGCAUCAAAUUUUGCGGCCAAAACAGAAUGAGGCAAACAUCUUGGGAGUAGACACAUCGAGAGGCCUAUCUAUCUAUGAAUCACAGCAGGGGAAAGCUUCUGUCUAUCACACAAAUUCAGUUAGGUCAGACUCAUCUGAAUCUCCAGUGAAUUUUGAUUUUUUUGGUAGUCAACAACAGAUGAUAGGCCAGCAAACAGGAAUGCUACAUUCUUUUCCACCUCAGCAGUCUGGAUUUAAUGAUGUUCAGCUACUGCAGAAGCAGGUGAUGUUGAGGAAACUGCAAGAGCUUCAGAGUCAGCAAUCUCAAAUCCAGCAGCUGGAUGGAAGACAACAUAAUUCAGCAGAUCAGGUUCCCUUAAUCAAUGGCACUCCUAUUACUGAAGCGUCGAAUUAUCCUUGGACAGCUGAGCCUACUGCAGGCAACUCAAGCUGGCUUCAGCGUGCUAUUCCAGCCAUUCAAGGUUCCUCCAAUGGAUUUAAGUUUUCCUCUGAGCAAGACCAGGCAAUGGGUUUGGUUCCUCAGCAGGGGGAUCAGUCUUUGUAUGGGGUUCCUAUUUCUAGUACCGGGGGUACCCCAAACCAGUAUCAAAUACAGCAAAUGAUGAUGUAUGGUAAUUUCCUUCCUGGUAAUCAAUAUACAGGAUUCUCACAUCAGGAUAACAUGCAGCAUGGGUUAAUUCCCAGGCAGGGAUUUCAAAUGGGGAAUUUGUUUGGCCAUGAUUCUGAUCAAGGUCGUGAUAAUGUGAUGAAUUUGGAGAACCUUCGGCAAGUAAAUGCCCUUCAAAGAAAUGCACCAGUGGAGGAGUUCCAUGAGCAGCAGGAGCUAGCUCGUCCUUCAGAAACAUUGCAGGAAAGUACAGUUCUACCAGUUUCUUCUUCACAGAACACAGUUGCCCUGGAUCCGACCGAAGAAAGGAUUUUGUUUGGGGAUGACAAUUUAUGGGAUGCUUUUGGUAGUAGUGCCAACAUUGGGUCAGCAGUAGGUAUAAAUCUGUCGCAUGGUACAGGACUUCUAAAUGGAUUUCCAUCUUUACAAAGUGGAUCUUGGAGUGCUCUUAUGCAGUCUGCUGUUGCUGAAACUUCAAGUUCAGGUUAUGACAUGAGUAUUCAGGCAGAAUGGGGUGGUAUGGGUUUUCAGAAUACUGAAGUCCUGCCAGGAAAUCAUCAGUCUUCAACCUAUGAAGACAACAUGAAACAACAGACAGUUUUAUCAGAGAACAACAUGUUGUCUUCUGGGACUAUGACCCUCUCUGAUGAUAACAAUGCUGGCAAUGGCAAUCAGGGCAUACCAGGAUUUCAGAAGUCAGGGCAGAGAUAUUCAUAUGAGACCAGUGAAAGGCCACAGUCUGAUUCUACUUGGAGAUCCAUUCAACACUCCACAGAAGGAAACAAAUGGUUAAGUCGUGGUCCUCUACAAAAGCCUCUUGCUGAAGGGAGUCAGGUUUAUACCAAUGCUUAUCACUCUUUAGAUGCAGAAAUGAAUGCAAAGAACAUUUCGAGAGCAUGGAAUCCUCAACAGGGAGUUUUGUCUCAUAAGUCCAGCCAGCUACAGAGUACACACAAUGACCAUAGCAUCAAUGAUAGGGCAUCUGGGGAAACUGCAUCAAAAAUUCAUGGGAAUGAAAACGAUUUGCCAAGUUUACGUAAUGAUCAGAAGAGAAUGGUUUAUGAGGAAAUGGGUCAUGGCGGUCAUUAUUGGAGACAUGAUUCUGGUUCAAACUCUAUCAUUGGAUUGGAGCAUGUAAAGCCUGUCAUGAAAAGCCCACAGGUGAACAGGGAGGACUCAAGUUUGAAUAAUCUUGCUACGAUACCAAAUACUAGCAUGGCAAGGGCCAGCCAGGAAACCUCCCAACUACUUCCCCAUAGUCAUAAUUACUGGAAGCAAGUUGAUUCUUCAGUGAAAAGCAAAUCAAACGAGGAUUCGCUUCUGUACAAGGGCCCUCAGGUUCUAGAGUCUUCGAUAAACAGCUCUGGUAGGGAUACAGUUAGAACACAUGAGAGAGGGAGCUGUGAUCAGAAAGAGAAUUCUAGUGAUAGCCAUUGUUCUAACUUGUCACAGCACAAAGGCAUUGGUGGUGUAAGAGAAAAUGAUGGAAGUGAUUCACGUAGUUUGCCUGCAGGCAAACAAAAUUUACCUAUUCAAGCUGGCCAGAGAAAUCCCGGUCCUCGCAAGUUUCAGUACCAUCCAAUGGGAAACUUGGAUGAGGAUGUUGAGGCUUCUUAUGAAGUGAGGCAUCCUAUUCAUUCGCAGGUUAUGCCCCAUCACACCCCUAGAGCACCAUAUAGUCACAAUCAGGGGUAUUUUGGUCAGUCCAAAUUUUUCGGUCAAUUCUCUAAAGCUUCUGCUGAAAUGGAAAAGGGGUUUUCAGCCAAUUUUCAAGGAAAUAGAAAGGCAGAAGAAGAUGGACCUUCCAGAGGCACUCUUCCAGGUUUUGCACAAAAUACUUCUGCUGCUCCCUUCGCACCAAACAAGGCCACUGAAUCAAGGUGUCAAAAUAUGCUUGAGCUUCUUCAUAAGGUGGACCAAUCCAAGGAAGGUGGUAAUUCUGAUGGACCUAUCCAUGCACUUCAGCAACAUCAGUCUUCUGCUUCUCAAGGUUUUGGUUUACAACUUGCACCUCCAUCGCAAUGGUUGCCUGUCCAAAACCGUGCCGGGACUUCUCAGAGUUCAGCACAGACAGACAGUUCUCGUAGUUCAUAUUACACCAACCUUGAGAUAAGAGAAAAGGGUCGUACAAGGGUGGCUUCCACUGCCCAAGGGCAAUCUUUGCCUUCUUCAAGUGAAACAUCUCAACAAGAAACUGACACUAAUAAAAUUGGUAUGCCUGGCCAAACUGACAAUGAAGUGUUACAACAUGGGGUGCAGGGAAACUUCUCUUCAGCAUUUACUUCAAGAAUUAAGCUUCAAAAUCAACAAAUUGAUAACUUUUCUGCCCAUUCUCAACGGGCUGAUGACCAUACUACUCUUAUAGGUCAGCUAUUACCAGCAUCAUUGGCUCAUACAACUAAGAUUAUUCCCCAUGAUAUAUCUGCUUCAUCUGGAGACGCAUUGCAGCCUACUGAUACUAGACCUUCUCAUGAAAGAGUUUCUGCCCCAAAAAGUUCAGUUCGACAGGCUGAGCCAUCCUUGCAGCCAUUUACUUCUUCUGGCAUCUCACAGCAAGGUGCUUUACCAAAAAGGGUGCCUACAUGGACUGGUGUUCCUAGUCAGCAACAUUCUUUCAGUGCUCAGCCUCACAAGCUUCCUUCAAAUAUUUUCCAUCCAAGCAAGUCAAAUAAUAAUAUGGUGUCAACUUCAUCCGCACUGUGGGACCUAGAGGAUCAAGAUGAUAGAAAAAGACGGAAUAUCCCAUCUAACUUGGGUGCAAACUCAAUCAACUCCCAAGGUUUUGUUCAGAGGGAAGAACAACCAGCAAAGGAAAGCCUUGAUCAGUUGGUGUCUACUGGGAAGACAAACUUCACUGAAAAUACAACUGCAUUCCAAGGGAAAGAAUCUAUUGUUAGGAAUUCAUCUGACGCCUCCCCUUCUAGUUCUGCUUCAAGCCAGAGAGAUAUUGAAGCCUUUGGCCGUUCCUUAAAACCAAAAAAUCCUUUGCAUCAAAAUUACUCUUUGCUGCAUCAGAUGCAGGCCAUGAAGAAUACAGAGAUUGAUCCAAGUAUCAGGGACUUGAAGAGAUUGAAAGGAGCUGAUGGACUGGGCUGUCAAAUAACUCCUGAGGCUGGGCAUUCGGAUGAAACCAAUAUCAUAGUAAGAGAUUCAGUACUUCCUCAUGGUGCAGUUCCAUCUGGAGACUCUCAAAUGCUAAGCUUCCCAGGGCCAGCUGAUAAUAGGGAAAGUAAUUCAUCUUCUCAGCUUUGGAAUGUAUCCUCUCAGGAUGUAUCUGCCUUUGGUCGGAAGGAUUCUGAUAACUACCCUCGGAGUUAUGGUACAGCUUCUGGUAGACCUGAAAAUCCUCAGAUUAGCCCUCAGAUGGCACCUUCCUGGUUUAAUCAGUUUGGAACCUUUAAGAGCGGGCAGAUGUUGUCAAUGCAUGAUUCACAAAAAAUUGACAAUGUAACUGUGCAACAACCAUUUACAAUUGGAAAAACUUCUGGUCGGCCGCAUGUGCAUAAUUCUUUGGAGCUAGGAAAUGCUACUUGUUUAAAUCAAGUUGAUAAUAUCUGGCAAAGGUCAGCACCCACUUCUGUGGCAUUUGAGCAUGUAUCUUCUGCUCAAUCAAGACCUCAGGAUGUUGGUGAUCGCCAUUUGGCUGUUACGAGAGAAAAGAAGCGGAAAAAUGCUACAACAAAGCCUCUUCCUUGGCAUAAGGAAGUAGCUCAAGGUUCUCGAAGUAUUAUUACCAUAAGCAUGGCAGGAAAUGAGUGGGCCAAAGCAGCAAACCGGCUAAUGGACAAGGUGGAAGAUGAAACGGAUAUAAUUGAAGAUGGACCACCUAUUGUUAGACCGAAGAGACGUCUUAUCUUGACAACUGAGCUAAUGCAGCAAUUGUUUCGUCCCCCUCCAGCUGCUGUUCUCUCUUCAGAUGCUGGCUCAAACUUUGAACCUGUGGCUUACGUUGUUGCUAGACUAGCACUAGGGGAUGCAUGCAGCUUAAUUCCUUGCCAAGGAAGCAAUGAUUGUGCUCCUCUUGACAGUACAAACCUUUCGUCUGAUAACUGUAAAACACAUGAGAGAACUGGUGAUCAGCAUCUUUCUAGAGUUACAGAAGACUUGAUUGGUAGAGCAAGGAAGCUGGAAAAUGAUUUCAUAAGAUUGUACAGGAGAGCCUCAGUCUUAGACUUGCGAAUUGAAAGCCAAGAGAUCGAGAAGUUUUCUAUGGUUAAUCGUUUUGCCAAGUUCUAUGGUAAGGGUCAAGCUGAUGGGACCGAGCCCUCAUCGUCCUCUGAUGCAGCUGCAAAUGCUCAAAGGUCCUUCCCCCCGGGAUGUGUUACUGUACUUCCAAUGCCUAAGAAUGUGCCUGAGAGGGUCCAAUGCCUUUCGCUUUGAUUGAUGAUCAUUAGUUUAUUUGUUUUAUUACCUCCUCCCCCCACCCCAACACCCCCUCGCCCCCCCAAAAAAAAUCCCGGUCAACUCCCCCGCUCCAUGUGUCAGAAAUUUCUUGCUACCAACACCCAGCGACAACAUAGAACCAACCCCAUACAAAUUGGAAAAAGGCAGGUGAGGAAAUAUGGAUUGGAUGGUAGAAGACAUUUGUGUCUCUAAAUGUUAGGUUGUUGAUGUCAGUAGUAGAGAAGAGAAAUACCAACUGACUGCUAUUUAAACUCUCUGUUGGAAGGAAGGCCAUUUGAUAUUUUCCCAUAUUUGGCCAUUCAUGAUGUCAUCCCUGAGAAAAAUUGUAAGUCCCUAUCCGCCCUUGUACAUCCUUAUGUCAAUUUUGAAGAAUACUUGGGGGUGCUCCAUCAUUUUUGCUGCUGCAAGUGGGCAUAUAUAUUAUAUUAGAUGGAUAGAUUUAUACAUACAUACAUAUAUAUAUAUUCUGAAUAUUUUACA